AUGCCUCCGAACCUCUUCUCUCGCCUCGUACCCUCUGGCGACGAUAGACCCUUAUACGACCGACUUAGAAAUGCUCAAGAUGACGACGUCGAAAGUAGAGCCGGUCUCGACUUAGACGAAGAGAACUUAGCCCAGCAUUUCCAAGAAGAUGAUCUAGCCCACGCCGGUGGUGCUGGCCUCGACGAUAGUCGCAUCUCUACCCCACGCAGCCCUAUCGCUACCGCAAGUAAAGCUCGUCGCGGCCCUGCUAGAGUAAACCCACACGAUGCGAGAUCACGAUGGCUUCCGCCAGAGGAUGAGAUGGAUAACGAUGUCCCCGCCUCUCUUCUGGUAGAAGGUCUUGAUGCCACCACGUCCAAACCAAACAAACAGAGGACAAGUCCUCGGCCUGCACGAAACUCCACCAGACGUUACUCUGCGGACAAGAGGAUACAAGCGCAGUGGGAAACUGCACAGGCGCGUCAGAGGCUUCACCAAGACGAAGAAUAUGGCCCAUCAACUGCCGAACCCCAAAGAGGCGGCACCGUGAGAAGCCCGGGAUUUAUAGGCAGUCCCAAAGACAAGGCCAUGUUUAGAUGGGCCAAUGUCUCUAAUCUAGACGUUUUCAUUAGGGACGUCUACGACUACUAUCUAGGAGCGGGCAUGUGGUGUAUCUUGCUCGACAGGUUUCUGCACUUAUUGAAAGUCGUCUUUGUUGCGACUUUACUUACCCUGUUAUCGCAGUGUAUAGAUUACAGCAAGAUCCGCGAUAGUAAGAACUUGUCGCAGAUCAUGAUUCCCCAGUGUACCAAGCACAUGUGGGGGAUAUGGAACUUGAGCCUUUGGGUUUGUAGUUUUUACUUUGUCUGGAAGAGCAUUCAGUGGAUUCUUGACAUACCGCGCUUGAUGCACAUCCGCGAUUUCUUCGUCUACCUCCUGGAGAUCCCCGAAGAGGAUAUGCAAACUGUCUCGUGGCAGGAUGUCGUGGCCAAGAUUACCGCCUUACGCGAUGAGAAUGUGAAAACCGCUACCAAUAUUACCCCAUCGCAGCGCCGUUUCUUGUCUAAACAGCUGGGACAGCACAUUGCAAGCCAGUCGAAAGAAAGGCUUGAUGCUCAUGAUAUCGCGAACAGGCUGAUGAGGCGGGAGAACUACAUCAUCGCCCUGUUCAACAAGGAUAUACUAGAUCUUACAGCCCCGAUUCCCUUUCUACGAAAUCGGCAGCUGUUCUCCAAAUCUCUCGAGUGGACGGUCCAGUUUGGGGUUCUAGACCUUGUUUUCAACGAGGGCGGUCAGGUUCACCAACGAGUUCUCAAAUCCGACCACCGUGGACACCUUAGUAGGGAAAUGCAGACGAGAUUUAUAUUUGCGGCAGUGAUGAAUCUCAUAUUCGCCCCGUUCGCAGCAUCCGCCCUCCUUAUUGACUUCAUCUUCACGUACUACAAUGAAUUCAAAACCAAUACUUCAUCUCUGGGAGCAAGGCAGUACACACCCCUUGCCAGGUGGAAAUUCCGCGAGUUCAAUGAGCUGCCACACUUGUUCGAAGAACGGUUGAAUAUGUCAUAUCCUUUCGCGAAACACUAUAUAGAUCAGUUUCCAAAGAAAAAGACAGAGUCGGUUGCCCGGACAGUUCAGUUCUUUUCUGGAGCGCUCAUUGCUGUUUUGGCCAUUGUAGGAUUCUCUGAUCCCGAAAUGUUUGUCGACUUUGAAUUAUUUCCAGGGAUGAACACGUUCGCCUUCGUUGCGCUUCUCACGACGACAUGGGCUGUUGCUCGCGGGAUGAUAUCCGAAGAGAACGACGUGUUCGAUCCCGAGUUUGCGAUGCGGAGCGUUAUCGAGUACACACAUUACCAGCCAGACCAGUGGAAAGGCAGACUCCACAGCUACGAGGUCAAGGCCGAGUUCUCGGAGCUUUACAAAUCGCGAAUCAUCAUCUUUCUCGAGGAGAUUAUCGGCGUCUUAAUCACGCCCAUGGUGCUAUUUUUCAGCUUACCAAAGUGCAGCGAUCAAAUCAUCGACUUCUUCCGCGAAUUCACAAUCCACGUUGACGGUCUGGGCUACGUAUGCUCGUUUGCCGUGUUCGACUUCCAGAAGGACCAGCGUACUACAAAGCAACAGCCAGGCAACGCAAACGAUGCUCGGGAAGACUACUACGCUACUAAGCAUGGAAAGAUGCAAGCUUCUGUCCAUGGAUUUUUGGAUAACUACGUCUACCAUCCUAGGACCGGCCUUCCCAGCAAUCAUACUAUGGGACCAGCCGGACGCCACCAGUUCCACCCCCCGCCCGCUUUCCCGGGCCUCAUGUCGCCCACCCUCGCCGCAGACAUGCACUCGUCGCGCAUCGUACCUAAUGAACGGGCUAGAAGCCGAGCGCCAGUACCUGGUAGAACACCGCGCUUCGGCCCAGCGGUGGCACCAUCGCCAAUGGCAUCGAUGCUCCUCGACCCGCACCACCAACCCUCCGCCUCCUUCAUCGCACUGCGCACCACCCCGCAGCGAGCGCGCCAGCAGCGCGGUCUGCCCUCCGGCGACACGGAUAUCAUCGAGGAGUCUACGGAAGACGGCAUGUCGCGAAGCGUUAUUCGCAGGCACGACACGGCGUUUACGGACGACGGCGAUGUGGAAGAGAGCGUGGCGCGUCUCGGCGAAUCUACGUGGGAAGGCUCGCCGAGGCGUGGCAUCAGCCGCGAGGCGAGUAAUGCUACCGACGGGGAUGAUGGGCCCGGCGUGGUGACGUUGCUGAAGCAGUUCCAGCAGGCGCAUCUGGAUCGCAGGGGUGUUAUGUGAUGUACUAAGCAAGCAAGCUGGACCGGGUCGGGCGUUUUGUUGUUGGAAUGACUUGCUUGCGUGGUGGCCUUCGCAUCAGUCUAGCAAGUAUGAUGGUUAAAUUAGUCUGGAUCGACUAAUAUGAUAUACGUACCUAAUGUAACAUGACGCAGCGGGUUAUGAAGGCAAGGGAAAUGGAAACGGAAACGGAGUUCAGUAGUAUUUGGGUUAGGCACGGCAGUAUGGUGCAUUGCUUUGCAUUGCUGUUAUUCUUUUUCUUUUUUUCUUUUUGGAUUAGGGGGUCAGGGAUAUAUCAUCAGCAUCGGCACAGAGAGUAGGUAGGUAUCCAUCGUGCCAGUAGCAAUGAGUGUCAUACACAUAAAUAAAAUAAGUAAAAUCAACUCUCUAUAUUGUCGUACAUGGAUGGUAUGUAGGAGGUACCUAUAGUGGACGUAAUCACAAUCACACUUCGUGUUAAAUCGAUGAGCGAGACUACUUCAUCCCCUAUAAGAAGUUCAUGUUUGGUAGAUUUAGGUACCUAAGUAAGUAAGUUGCUAUAUUCACUUGAUGAAUCCCUAUCUCUAUUCCUAAACCGUCUUCGGAAGCGAAUCACUU
Molecule: messenger RNA, 3360 nt
Organism: Daldinia caldariorum
Lineage: Eukaryota; Fungi; Ascomycota; Sordariomycetes; Xylariales; Hypoxylaceae
Product: APG9-domain-containing protein
Exons: 2
Coding region: 1-2766 (921 amino acids)
Biological process (GO): autophagy of mitochondrion; protein localization to phagophore assembly site
Cellular component (GO): autophagosome; phagophore assembly site
Source: RefSeq, a predicted model, not a curated record